GCCGUGCACUGGUGGCUGUGAGUAUUUCCGAGAUCGUGCUAGCGAAAGGUCGUGCGUGCCUACCUCGUCGGCUUCACGAAACGGCGCAACAGCUAUCCUCUCCGUGUGUGUGCGUGUGACUGUCUGUGUGUGUGUGUGUGGUAUCUUCAGUAGGGUCUACACGCAGAAGACCAACAAAAAACAGAGCAAAAAGCGUUUAUCUUUCAAUCGUGCAAAAAGCAAAAAAAAUAAACCGGCUCACAAGACUCGCGUGUGCAGUAAGCGUUGCAAAGCCACUUGCCUUAUUAUUCCGAUACAUUUUGCACAAACAUUAACAUAAAACAUAGGUCAAAAUUGAACAAUUUCUCAUAGUUGAAGAAUAAAUUUGAUUAUUCAUUUAGAGCUUGUGGCAACACAUUCAAGAACAAAUUUUCAGUUGAACUUUCUCAAAUCUGACUUUGCGCACAAUAGAGGUUGUAAAUGGUUGCAUGUUGAUUAAAAAAAUGCUAAAAAAUAGUUUGUAGAAAUCUUCUAUUUGGCGUAACGUCCUACGCGUACAAGCCGGACUAUAUAGGGCUUUCAAGGCUUAUGUCAGUACCACGCUGCCGGAUAGUCAGUCCUUGCUUGAGGGAGGACGCUCCAUUCUAGGCUUGAACCAAUGAUGCAAUAAGGAUGUGCAAAAAAGGCACAAGUGUUUCUCCUUAACGUAAACUUAGAAGCUCCUCAACGAGUUCUUGAGCGUGUGUGCAUGUGUGUGUGUGUUUAAAAAAUAUUUUAAAUCUGCGCGCAAAAGCUCAGCCCGUGGGCAAUAAGUGCAAGCGGUGACAAGUGUGAAUGCAACAGUGAAAGAGUUAAAAAAGCGAAAAAAAGCUCAUGAUUUUAAAUAAUAUCUCCCCCCGGUGCAGUGAACGUACGUGUCUGUGUAUGUGAAGGCGUGCUAGUGUGUGUGUUUAAUGAAAGUGCAGUGCAUUACGUAAAGCGACCGGCAGGGGGCGGGAGGUUCCGGCUACGGUUCUCACGGUGGAACACCUCUUUGUGCGGGUGGGUGGGUGUUUCUGUGCAAUAAAGUUUUCGCUGGCGGGAAUUAAUUCACUGUCCAUCACCGGGGCACGGCGCUUCUAUUGCGGCCAGUGAACGUGCGUGUACGUGUGUGUGUCUGUGUGUGUUGAUGAAAAUAUAAUGCAGUUCUUAUUGCCCGGCCGGUGCGGGCGCAGUGUUGUCACUUGGGUACGGGAACAGCGCGACGCUAUCGAAGCAACAGGAAACCACCGCCAACAGGUGCAGCAGCCCCAAUCGGCUUCGGUCCUGCUGCGGUAAGCCCAUUCCCGCGGUAGCAGAAACCACGGUUGUCAAUAGCCCCGCAGUCACCACCCACACACAACCCGUUCAGUGGCCAGGCGUUGCGCCAUACACAAACGCCAUACGCAAGUCGGAGGAAACUAGCCAGCCGGCGCGAUUUCAAACACAAAAGUUCCAGGUACGCGCGACAACUACGUCAGCUGCUGCGCAUCAAUAACGACUGGCUUCCUCCCCGUUGCGAUGUAGUCAUCUCUUUGGGAGUUUUCGGGUGCAACGGUUCAACUAGUGUCUCUUUCCGGCUGUGGUCUUCUUCUGCUUUCUGUGUGUGAUAGUCCUUUGGUUUCUGCUUUCGCUCCGAUAACGACGUCGAACGUCGUUGCCGGGACGUCGACCGCAGCAGAAUGCUCCUGCAACCCGGGCCAACGCUUAGCACCGAACAUCAGCAGCAGUCGCAGCAGCAGCAGCAGCAGCACCAGCAGCCGCACCAAUUUCAGCAACAUGCACCGAACCUACUUUCGGCCCAGCAACCCUCGUCACUGACCUCCUCCUCCAGUGCCUCGUCGACACCGCCGAUCCAGGACGUGAGCCGCUAUCUGGAGACGCUUCAGGAGCAGCUGAAGGAAGGCUGGACGGCCCACACGGCCAAGGAUGGCCGUCUUUACUACUGCAAUCACAUAACGCGCACGGCUGGCUGGCUACCGCCCAUCGAGAACUGGGUGCAGACAAACGACCUGCCGUACGGUUGGGAAAAGGCAAUCGACCAAAAGGGACAACCGUAUUACAUAAACCACCUAAACAAAACCACCACCUAUGAGGAACCGAUACGGCAUCAUGGCAAUGACGCACCGCCCGAACCGCGUGUCGUCGUACUGCAGCGGAGCCCCACGCUCGGGUUCGGGUUCGUGGCCGGCAGCGAAAAGCCUGUGAUCGUGCGUUUCGUCACGGAAGGUGGCCCUAGUGUAAAUAAGCUCGAGCCAGGUGACCAAAUAUUAGCUGUAAACGGUGAGGACGUCAAAGACGCACCCCGGGACCAUGUGAUACAAUUAGUUAGAAAUUGUGAAACCUCCGUCACGCUGCUGGUAUGCCAGCCGCAGCUCUACAAUGCGGUCGGCCGCAAAUCGACCCUGCUGUCGGCGGGCAAGAAGGCGAAGCUGAAAUCACGCCCAAUCCGCGUCCGGUUUGCCGAGAGUGUCUGCGUUAACGGGGCGCCAUUAUUUCCGCCAUCUGCCUUUUCCCUCGGCGAUCUGUGCGUGCCGCCGAUGGCAAACGUGCUGAAAGUGUUCCUCGAGAACGGUCAAACCAAAUCGUUCAAGUACGACUCGACCACCACUGUACAGAAUGUUGUUACUUCGUUACGCGAUAAGUUAUGCCUAACCGCCGGUGAGCACUUUAGUCUCGUGGUGGAGCAUGUGAAAAGUUUGAAGCGGAACAAGCUGACCCUGCUGGACCCGCAGGAAACCGUAGCACGGAUAGCGGCACGGCCCGGUGCGCACAAGCUGCGCUGCCUGUUCCGGGUAACGUUCGUGCCCGUGUCAGCCGCCGCCCUCGCGCAAAAGGACCUCAACGCGCUCGACUAUCUGUUCCUGCAGUGCUGCAACGAUGUCACGCAGGAGCGGUUCGCACCGGAGCUGCAGCCCGAGGUGGCCCUACGCCUGGCGGCGCUGCACAUGCACCAGCACGCGCUGGCAAACAACAUUUCGCCCGCAAAACUGACUGUAAAAACUGUUGAACGAGAGUUUGGACUGGAUCGCUUUGUGCCUGCUUCGCUGAUCGAAGGAAUGAAACGGAAGGAGCUGCGACGGCUGCUCGGUCACUUCCUGAAGCUCAACUCCCAGAUGACCGGUUCGUCUACGAAAAUGCUUACCCAGCUGCAGGCUAAAAUCCACUAUCUCGACAUCAUCUCCGGCCUGCCGAGCUACGGUGCGAAGUGUUUCAGCACGAACCAGCGCGACGGUGUAGAGCGGGUCCUGCUCGUUAGCCCCCGGUUCGGGUUGAGCCAAAUUGCUGGCGUACGCAACACGGUGCCUCAACCGAUCUGCAAUCUUGAGGAACUAAUCCGUGUGGUGGUCACGCGCGACGAUGACGUCUCCAACACGGUGACCGUGUUUAUAAGUCCCGAUCGUGUCAUACACUUCGCGAUGGAAGAUCGCGACGCGUCCGAGUUUGCGAUAGUACUGGCGGGCUACUAUCGACUGAUGGCCGGAAAAGAACUGCCGCUGGAGCAGGAGCGCGACACCCAGAUCGAGGACAUUGCGCCCCCGUACCUGUCGCAGCACACGGUCGUCAGCAAUGGCUGGAGCUAUCUGCCCACCGAGAAACCAACGCACAGCAUAGCAUUCCUGAUGCCACCGCCCUACCAUUCAACCGGGUUCCGCAGUGCCACCGGCUCGAUCAGCUCGUCCAGCCGGUCGGAUGAGUGCGAUCGCAACGCGAACAGCGCUCGCAUCUCGAACAAGAACACCCGGCCCAGCCUGCAGGAGUACGAUUUCGAAGCGAACGGCAAGGAUACCAUGCGCCUGUCCAAGGAUGGGACAGUGGCACCAGGCGGCAAGAUCGGCGGCAUCCCGAUGGCCGUCUCGGAAGCGCGCAACGAGGAGGUACUGCGCCGCGUCGCCGAGAUGCAGAAGAUGGUCGAAAGCUCGGAACGCUACCUGAACGAGCACGGCGACUAUGGGCACGAGUUUGACGUAAAACCGGUCGGCAAGCUUAACUUCUGGCGCGAAACCUCGGUCGACGUGGACGAGAGUGACUGCGAAAGCCUCAACAGCAGCAAGCAAAGCUCGAACGAGGACGGUCCCGGUGUGCUGAAGCACAGCGACUCACUGACCCUGCUGACGGAAACCAUCAACCAGGGGUUGGAUGGGAUCGCGAAGGGUCUGAGCUCGAUCUACACCGCCCCGUUCGCCGAGCUGAACGGUAAGCUGGAAGGGCCGGUCGGCUCGUCGGCCCAGAACACACCCAAAACCCAGCGCAAAGUGUCCGGCCUGAGCCAGAUACUGAGCGAUCUGCAGGCGCUCGGCAACGAUCUGUCGCAGAGCGAAAGUGACUCCGAGUCGCUGUACACCCCGAACAGCUCGCCCAUCCACAAAACGACGCAAAGCUCCACCAGCAGCCUCGCAAUGCAGCACAACGCACAGCAGACGCUACCCUUGGCACUGCACGGGGCCACAAACAGUGCCGGCGGCGCGAAUGCGCGCAACAAAACCAUCCGCACCAGCUUCGGGCUGCACAGCCCGGACAGUGGCAACGAGGGACGGGACACGAGCCUGAAGGACUAUCUGCGCCAGCUGAAGGAGGCGAGCACGGCCAGCGAACUCGGCUCGGACGGUACCGAUCUGGCAGCGAAGAAGCUGGCCGACCUGUACGGGUACGAGCUGCUCGGCGAUGAGUCGAUCAUCGAAACCGAUCCGGACAUUAUCGAUCUUCGCUCGAUCCCACCGCCCCAGACGCCCGACGAGCUGGACAAUCUGAACGUGCUGAGCGUGCCGCCGACCGGGUUUGACGAUGGCACGGGUGCAAACAAGGCGCCUCCAGGCCGGACCACUCCAGCGAGUGCGGCCAGUAAGGCGAGUAGCAGCGCGGCAGCGGCCACCACCACCACCACCACCGGCGAUUUGGAAGAGUUUCUCAAGCAGGUAACGAUAGAGCCCCCGACCCAAAAGAUUACGCCGGCCGUCGAGCUGACGCCGGAGGAGAUCCUUUCGUACAUUAUCCCACCGCCGCCCGGGCUGAGCGAUCGGACCGAGCCGGGACCCCUGCACCCGCCAUCCGACCCGACCCACCAUUCCCCGGUCGGCCGGCGGCCCAACCAUACCACCCCUCCCAAGCCGAAUGCCGCGGUCAGCACGAACAAUAACAUAAACACGCUGAAGAACCUGAACUACGAGGCGGACCACCAGCCGGUGCCGCGGCCGCGCACCGGCACCACCAACGGCGGCCCGUCGAUUCCGUCGACCGUUGCGAACGGUGUGAUCGCGAGUGCGCUGCUCGCGAAGUAUGCGUACGAUCCGACGCGGUUCGAGGUGUACUACCCACCGACGGAGGGCCCCACCAACACUACCACCACCGACACGGCGGAGUACGAUCUUUACAGCAACAGUGCGGCAGCGGUGGCCGCUUCCGGCGCGGCGAACGAACCCAAAACGGCGAACGGCACCCAUGACCCCAAGGGUAUGAUGAAUGGUAAUGCCGGUGGUGGUGGUAGUAAUGGUGCAUCGAAUGGCCAUGUCAUCGAGUAUCCUACCGUCGAUCGGAAAGGUCCGUUCUCGUGCUGCGCCAAGUCCAAAUCGAAGGACAAACAGAACGGCGACACAGAACAAGAGCAGCAACGCGCCGCUGCCACCGACACCGUCCCUCCGCUGGCACUUCCACCGAAACCCUGUCCGCACACGGCCACCUCCACCAACCAGCCGAGUCCCCCGCAGCGACCACCCAAGAGUGCGGAGCUGCAGCUGCGGCUCGGUUCGCCUGCCCGCUCGCCUCCAUCCACCACCACCACCGCAGGGCAGUAUGGGGCGGGGCGAACGAACGGCAACUACUACGAGCUCGGUCCAGCCGAUCCCCCCUCGCUACCGCCCCGCUUCGAGCAGUCACCUCCACCGGCGGUGCCGCUGCUGGCCACGUUACCACCGAAGAAACCGCCCCUACCUCCGGUACCCAUCAAGCCCUGCAUCCUGCGCAGCCCGGUCCCGAUACUGAAGAACAGUCCGCACGCCACCUCAGCCACCACCACCAACACCACCAACACCUUGAACCAUGUGCACCAGUUUCACCAUCACCACCAGUCAUCACCCCCGGUGCCGCCGCUGCCGCACCAUCACCUGCAGCACCAUCUGCACCAUCCGGCGGGUGUAGUGUCCCUGUCCGCCAACUCCUCCCCCGUCCGGACGGCCGGCAUCGGGUCGCCCCAUCUUCACCGCAAUCCGAACUGUUACAGGGAGAUCGAGCGGGCGUUCAAUCACCACGCAGCGGACGACCCCCAGCCGGACAAGGGGAAGAGCCUGCCCGCACCGGCGAACCCAGCCGCCGGCCACCAGCGGUCGCACAGCGACUGCCCGCCGGUCUGUCUGAAGAACCCGCCGCCGGACAGUAGGGCCCAGCUGACGCUGCUCUGCUCGCCCCAGCUGUCCCGCAAAACGUCCCUGCCGACCAGCGGCGCGUCGCCGGCGCUGGUCGGCAUCACCUUCAGCAACCCGGGCAGUCCGAUCCUGUCGAACAGGAACGGGCACGUGCUGAACGUCGACACGCUGAUGGCCAAGACGGACGUGGCGAUGGCGGGCCUGCUGGUCAAGCUGGACCAGGUGGCGGCGGCCUGCUCCGCCGCCCAAACGGCAGGCGGUGGCAGCGCCAUCGACGAGGACCGCUUCCAGCAGGCCCGCGACGAGCUGACCGACCAGGCGCUGCAUCUGGUGACCGCCUCGAAGCAUCUGGUCGUGUCGAUGUCCGACGCGAACCUGACCCACCUGCCCGAGCAUCUGACCGCCUGCCUGUCGGCGCUGCGGCGCAUCACCGAGCUGGCGCAGGACCUGACGCGCACUACGUCGGCACCGCUGCAGACGCGCAACAUCGUGCUGAAGAUACACGACGUGGCGUCCAGCUUCCGGGAGCUGGCCUGCGUGCGCGUGGGUCCGGGCGGGGCAGGUCAGCUCGCCCUCAAUGCGGAGUGUUUGGCGAAUGUGCUCGCGACGCUGCUGCGAAGUUUGCGCGUAUUUUCUCCCUAGCAGCAGCAGCAGGAUGAGGAAGGGACUGUAGUAGGGGAGAGAAACUAAUUAGGGUGACUUUUAGGAGAGUAAAAAAACGAAGGUUGUUAAUAUAGUGGUUAAGGCAAUGCACACUGCUAGGGCAGGUGCAUUACGUUAGAGAUACCCAUUCCAGCAAGCAAACAUCUCACCAUAUCACACUGGCUCGGGAGAAUUGUGUCUGUAUGUGAACCAGUUCGAUCCAUAUCGAUCAUCCAUAUCGCGAACGCGGGGCGUUAAGCGAUCAAGUGAAAGUGAGAAUGAAACAAGGGCGAUGAUACUUCAGUUACCUCGCUGUUUCGCUUUCACUUCCACCUUUUCGCUAAGCGUGUGUUAAAACCUACAUAUAUUUGGAAGAAACCCAUCAUAUCCCCUGCAACACAUGCUCAUCAUUGCUAUCGAGUGGAGACACUCUCUAGAGAACUAGCAAAUGCUCAGGCGCACUCCAACAGGCGGUGCGUGCUAACACCGAACAGAACCAAGUGCGAAGAUGAGUGUAUCUGCUGUAAGCUUACAAUAAUAUUAAGGACCACAAAACCAAGUAACUUAUUUCGUUGAAGCGUUAUUGUGCGUGCGGCAUAUAAGGAGGCCCGGCCACAUCAUGUUGCUGGAACUGUAGCGAUACAAAGCUUCCAAUACACUCUUUUAAACCGGUUCCGCUCACAGUUGGUGCAGCGUUAGUUCCAUUUGUUUCAUGAGCGGGUUUCUUUUUUUUUGUUUUAGAUAGUUUGGUAAUGUUUUCGGUUUAGUGUUUCGUGAGCAAUGUUACAAAUUAAUUAGCUGCAAUUGAUACUACCCGAUUAGUUCCCUCGCUGAUGGCGCCUUCGAGCCCGUUCGAGAGAGAGAGAGAAAAUAGGACAAAAUUCAAAAAUACUCUACCAGCAAGCAAACGGCUGGCUGGCUUUUCGUAGACACUGUGGGAAACGUUUGCAAUCAUAUGAUAAUAAUACAAACAAAAAAACAUGUGUUCUGUAUGUGUUAGGCCAAUAUCAACGGUGGGAAACAAGCCAGAAAGCCUGUGCAACGUGCUGCAGUACUAAACCUAAUUAUAACAUUAAUAACAAUAACAGUAGUAAUAACAACAAUAAUAGGGAACGAUAUUAGCGCGAUGUUGUACAUAGGUAGGGGAGUGGUGUGUGAAUGUGGCCAUCGAAAUUUGUAACGUGUUUUGUGUUGCUGUGCGUACAUUAAUAGCAAUUUGAACUGUGUUGUUGUUUAGCGGGGGAAAAGGAUGGAGGAGAACGAGGGCAGUGAGUGUUAAGUGUGGGGCAUGAAACAAAAAUCGAUGGAUUUGAAUGAUGCUUCUAUGUAAGCGAUAUUGGGAGUGAAUGUUAGCAUAAUUAUAGAUAACAGCAUAGCAUCACACACGCACACAAAACGUCGAACGCGGUGCAUUGAGAAGUGCAUUUAAGCUUAGUAAAAGAAGUACCGCUCAACACAUAUACAUAUAAAUGCGUACAGGGCGAUUAAUUCGAUUGAAAUUAAAAAUGGGAUGAAAUCGGUCCCAUUGCAAGGACACACACACCCACACAAAAUGCUUCCAUAGUGCUCAAUUGUGUAAAGAAGAAUAAAAGGAGAGAUUAAAAUGGGAUUGCUUCAAUUGGUUGGAAGCGGUGGCGCUAUUGUGUGAUGUACAAUAAAACUCCAAUCUCUUAAAGGCCUCACCGAUCGCUUCGGAGCACAAUGCACAAAACUGCAGCGGAUUACAAUAACGCGAUGGGUGAGAAGGUCCUGGGACAAUUAUUGCACGGAGCAAAAAUGGAAAGGGAAGAAGAGGUGUUAUGAAUUGAAUGUUUUUAAAAAAGUAUUCUUCUACCGGUACAUGAGUGCACAUUGAAAGGCAAUCACGCGUCCGAUCGAUGCAUCGGAUGUGUGUGUGGGUGGGUGUGUGUGUGUACGCGGUUGCAUUUGUUUUGUCAGCCCUUUUGGACCAGGCUAUGGCAAUGUUGAGUUUUAUUAACUGGUGUACCAAAAACAAAGAGAAUUGUUGAUUUUUUUUUUUUCUCGGGUUUAAUCCGCUAUUUUUGUUUGAUCAGUCCUAUCAUUUUUCACGAUUAAAAUGGGAUUGUUCUAUAUUGUUGUUGUUGUGUUGUUUGACUGACAAGAGACUGGCGUGUAUAUUGUACCCCAAAAGCGACACAAAAAAGCUCCCUUAAAUUUACAAAUGCGGUCUAAGCGAUACGAAUAGUGUGGAUGUGAGAAAACAGAUAAAGGAGAUCGAAUGUAAAAAAAAGGCAGCAGCAUGUAUGCAAAGCACAGUAAGAGCGCGAAAGUAGAAAGAACAAAUGAUAGAAUAAUUGGCAAUUGCAAACGGCUCUUAACGAUCACGCACUUACACUGUGUUGCGCAAAAACCCUCCCUCGAUGAGGAACGAUUGAUUAAACCGCUGUGCGUUUCUGGCGUCGUCACACUCACCCUUAAUCCUAAACUACGAAAACUCCUUCCCGCAAACGAUCGUGUCAUGUGGUGCUGUUUGAGCAGAUUGUAUGAAUUUUCCACCAAAAA
Messenger RNA from Anopheles gambiae (African malaria mosquito), 9521 nucleotides. RefSeq lists its product as uncharacterized. The transcript has 15 exons. NCBI's taxonomy places the organism in Eukaryota, Metazoa, Arthropoda, Insecta, Diptera, Culicidae. Gene Ontology annotation, cellular component: cytoskeleton. The record is from RefSeq and is a predicted model, not a curated record. The coding region runs from base 1680 to 6998 and encodes 1772 amino acids. Gene Ontology annotation, molecular function: protein binding.